Messenger RNA from Cygnus olor (mute swan), 2709 nucleotides. RefSeq names its product FXYD domain containing ion transport regulator 6 (gene FXYD6). Gene Ontology annotation, biological process: regulation of sodium ion transmembrane transporter activity. Gene Ontology annotation, molecular function: sodium channel regulator activity. Bases 2245 to 2697 code for a protein of 150 amino acids. NCBI's taxonomy places the organism in Eukaryota, Metazoa, Chordata, Aves, Anseriformes, Anatidae. The record is from RefSeq and is a predicted model, not a curated record. Gene Ontology annotation, cellular component: membrane. The transcript has 5 exons.
CACGGGGUGCGGGCAGAGCCUUGGUUAGCUGUGUUCAGUGAUCCCCUAUGAUCGUGUGUUUGUGUGAGGUCAGGGCGGGUCCCUGGGGGUCUGCAUGAGUCUCGUUCAGCCAGAGCAGGGCUGAAGUUUGGGUUCCUGGGGUUUUCUUUGAAUAUCCUCCGCCUUGGGGCGGUGCCCCAGAUGCACGAGAGAUAACCUGAUGUUAGUCGGGUCAGUUGUGUCUUCUACCUGGCCAGCCUUUGAAUCGGCAGCAAAUCUGGGAAGCGCUGUCCGCGUUGGCAUGGUGGGGGCAGAAAAUCCUCCUUCCCUCUCAUUUAGGAGCGAGGCACAACAACAGGCACAUUAAUAGCCAGAUUGAUGCUGACGUGAAAUGGCAGAAGAGCACAUCGAUGCGUAGCUGGAAAUGUCCAUUCACACAUGCACACUCCUCAACGCUCCAGGCAACCGAGCGCUGCUGCCAUGGUCUUGGGGGCUUUGCACAGAAACUGGAGAUUUUAACUGGGUCUGAUCUCCAGGAGGUGCCCUCGGGGCUCCUGACGGAAGGAGGCUGCCCAGCGUUAGGCUGUGAUCGCUGAGACUUGACAGGGCUGAUCUAUGCAAAACAAUGGAAAGGGAAAGGGUGCUUCAAGAUGCAAGACCAUUACAAAUUCACCUGCCUUGCUCUGGCGCGAUUUGCAGUGCUUCGGAGAGCUCAUCAGGAGGGACCGGGUCCCUCUGCCUGGAUUUCCCCCAUCUUCUCCCCCUCACACACACAGCACACACGCGGGCAGUGCCCAGACGACGUGCAGAAUGGCGAGGAGGGGUUCUCCAGAAGCAGGAGGCUGCGGGCAGUGGCUGUGCCCCGCAUGGAGCGAGGCAGGCUGGCUGCAGGCUCGGCGAGGAGGAAGCAUGGCGGGGAAGCCUCCGGCCAGCUCCGGUGCCUGUGAGCUGCUCCCAGCCCUGGGAGCCUCACCCAAAUGCCUGGUGUCCUCCUCCUGCCCCAUCUGCGUCCUCAUAUACCGCCGGGCUCACAAGAGCACCUCGUGUCUCCCCCUGCCCCGGGCAGAGCCCCGCUGCUGCCAAAAGCUGAGGAUGCCCCAGCCUGCAGAGCUCGGCUGAGCCCCUGGAGCACUGCUGGCCCCAUAGGGGUGGGGAUAGGGGAUUGGAGGGGGGGGCAAUAUUUUGUUUUCCCCAUUAAAACUGCUGACUGGGCCAAGGCGGGAGGGCAGGAGAGCCCUGGGCACCGCUGCCCCACUUCCUGUGCCGCUCUGCCUCCCCGCUUUACAGCCGAUCACAGUUUUAAGAGGAAAAAAACAUGUUUUGAUUCAAGUCACGUGCCGAGCGCCGUGCUCCCCGGUCACAGUGGUUUGUACGGGCGCCUUGGUGCUUUGUUUGGCAGCUGCAAACUUGGGGUCAGUAAUGGGGGGGACGCAGUGCCGCGUGCCGGGGAGCGGGGCCGUGCAGCCACCCCUUGUGCAGUGCCUGCUGUCCUGCUGCCUCUCUGCUGGGGCACAGCGGGGUUCGGCCACGAGCAGCGGCUCCGCGCCCCGAGCACUUCAGGCUGAAGGCAAACCCCGUGCAGUGUUUGCUUUUCUCGCUUUGCUUCAGCUUCACAAAAAAAAAAAAAAAAAAAAAGUGGGUGGGCCAGCUUGAAACAACCCCAAAAACCUGUGACGUUUCACAAAGCAUAUGCUGCCUUGGAGGAGAAGCUGGCUCAUCUGCACUCCAGAAUGCUGUGUUUGUUUUUCUGGCGAGGACACUGCCAGGCCCGACGGUUAGCUCGCGUGGAGCUAAGUUUUAGCGUGCAGAAGUGUGUGAGCUGCAAGAACCGAGUUAGCAAAACAAAGAACAUAUGUGUGCUGUGCGCUUGGCUUGGCGAAAAGCUCAGCUCGGCUGCACUGAGCUCGAGAAGCCAAAAAGCGAGCAGAGGACUGACAACAGUGCCUGCGCCUGGCCCCCGGCUCGGCACGGCACCUCGGUGCGCGCACAGCCUGCUGCCAGGUGGUGCCUGGCUUGGCACGGGCCGCCCGGGCAGAAAACAGUUAAAGGACGUGAGAUAAGGGCCGUAGGAAAAUGUGCAACCAGAAGUUACUGUACCACCAGCUGUUGGGCUCUUUGUAGGCGUUUCUAAAACCUGGUAAUUAUCCAGCAUUACGUGCCUGGGCGAGCGAGGGGGAUUGUCUGGGCAGAGGCAGCCAGCGGCACGCUCCGGCGGCAGCGCAGCCCCGCGCCGCACAAUGGCAGCGGCAGCUGCAGGCAGGGGAAAUGAAGGCCUCCAGCGUUCAGAUAAAGCACAUUCGCUUCAAAAUGACAGGACACGGAAAGGGAGGGAAGGACAUGAAUUAUCAUGGGAAGCGACUCGCAGCCAUGGACGCGGCGCUGAUCGUCCUGUGCUCCCUGCUGGUGCCGGCGGCCAUGGCAGAUGUGGGCACCCAGGAGAAGGAGGAAGACCCCUUUAACUACGAUUACCAAAGCCUGAGGAUCGGCGGGCUGGUGUUUGCCGUGGUCCUGUUCACCGUUGGCAUCCUGCUUAUCCUCAGUGAGCUGGGGAGCAGGGCUCGGGGGAGGGCUGGGGCAGCCGUCGGGAAAGGCCGUGUCCCAGUCCCACUUGGCCACGCUGACGGUGUUUCUCUCCUCUUGCAGGCAGGAGGUGCAGGUGCAGUUUUAACCAGAAGCCCAGAGCUCCGGGGGAUGAAGAGGCUCAGGCUGAGAACUUGAUUGCCUCAAACG